Molecule: messenger RNA, 7141 nt
Organism: Apis cerana (Asiatic honeybee)
Lineage: Eukaryota; Metazoa; Arthropoda; Insecta; Hymenoptera; Apidae
Product: protein Wnt-1
Biological process (GO): neuron differentiation; cell fate commitment; canonical Wnt signaling pathway
Cellular component (GO): extracellular region
Molecular function (GO): frizzled binding; cytokine activity
Source: RefSeq, a predicted model, not a curated record
GAAAAUAAUUUAAAUUAAAUUAUAUAUAAUCAUGGUAUUAAAGUAAAUUAAGUAUUGAUAUUUGUUGCAUUUUGUCAUAAUGAAUAAUUUCUGAUUUUAGAUAAUUAAAUCGCAUUUCUAUGAAGAUUUAUGAUUUCUUUUUAUAGUUACAAUUGUAUUUCUAGAUAUGAGUCUAACAAAAUAAUAUUUACUAUAAUUUAUUUUAUCAUUAUUAUAAUUUAUUUAUUAAAUUUAAAUUCUAUUUUUCAUUUCUAUCUAACCAUUUUCAUAAAAAUUCAAAUCUUCAUCAUCUUCAAAUCAUUAAAUCAUCAUUAAAUCAAUUCAAUAUAUUCAUUUUACUUUUGUUCUAUUUAAUUUACGUAUCGAAGAAGAUCGCAACAAAAUUAAGACAAGUUAAUAAAAUUAUUCUAUAUUUCUAUAUUCCAUGUCUCUCAAUGCUUUGGAAUCGGUACUCGUGCAUAUGCCAACAGAAUGUACACGCCAGUGGAGAGUGGCAAAAUCAUCCACUCGACUCAAGUCAGUUUCUCCUCUUCCUUCCAUUUUUUCUCCUUCUCUUGGUCUUCUUUCUGCUAUUUCUCCUCUCUUCCAUCACCAUAAUCCUUCUUCUUUUCCUUCAUCUUCCUCUUACUUUUGGUCGCUGUCGACGAUUUUCCAUGCACUGGCAGCGAGUGGGCGGUGGACGGUGCAAUUAGCAUACUCGCGUGAUCAAAGCGGUGGGACACGUGCGACAAGAAUUAACGACCACCAACGGGACGACUCUUUCUUCGCGGAGUGUGCGCGCGAUAAAUCGCGCUUCCGAUGCCUUCGUCGACACCAUGCAGCCCACGCGUACCCCCCACUGCUCGUUUGUCCUCGAGCACGCGGCGGCGCUCUCUACCGACUGUUUUCUGAUCCCUUUCGCGAAUAGACUCAUCUAGAACUCGCAGCGAUAUUUACCACUAGAGCUUUCGGCAAUCGUUUCGUACAAAUUUAUAUAUAGGCACGUGCAUUCUUUACUCCAUCAAUUGUUAAACAAAACGGAAUGUGAUUGUUUGAAUCAGUGAUUUUUUUCGCUAAAAGUAUUUAAAAAUUGACAUAUUCUAAGAAAAUGAUUUAGUAUUUAGUUUGUUUUUAGUGGAAGAAAAAGUGAAGAAGUGUGAAAUGAGUUUGGUGUAAUUGAUCAAGAUUGAGGUUAGAAUCGAAGGUUUAUAGAAAAUUAGUUAAAAUUGAAUGGUUUAAAAUUCUUCAUACUAUCUUUUGGUAUUAAUUUGAUGUAUUUGGGUGUGGAGCCGCGAUUGAACAGUGGAUUGAGCCCUGGAAGUGGUGGCGAUGGCCAAGCGCAGAUCAUUGGUGCGGGUGUGAUUGGGCCAGCGAGCGCCGAAAAGAACUGCAAAAGCACGCACCUGACUGCGAAACAGCAGGCGAUAUGCUCCCGCUCUCCGCCAGUCCUGCAGGCAGUAAGUGCUGGCGCGAGAUUGGCGAUUGAGGAGUGUCAGCAUCAGUUCAGAUCGGCAAGAUGGAACUGCUCCAUCACCUCGGAAAAUCCGGAUAAUAUUUUUGGCGGCGUGAUGCUAGUCAACAGUCGCGAAGCAGCAUUUGUAUAUGCAAUAUCGGCGGCAGGGGUUGCUUAUAGCGUCACCAGAGCUUGUUCCAGGGGCGAACUCACCGAUUGCUCGUGCGACAACCGGGUCAGAACACGCCAUCCGAAUAAUUGGCAAUGGGGCGGCUGUAGCGAGGAUAUUCAUUUUGGAGAGAAGUUCUCGCGAGAAUGGUCAGACAGUGGCGAAGAACCUGUAAAAGAGGGUGUGCUGCAUGGACCGAAAGGGCUGGCUGGCCAGCUAAUGAGGAAGCACGAUAGUGAAGCUGGCAGGCGUGCAGUCCGCUCAAGAAUGCAACGCGUAUGCAAGUGUCACGGAAUGUCUGGCUCAUGCAGCGUACGUGUUUGUUGGAGAAAAUUACCAGCAUUUAGGGUAGCUGGUGCAGCAUUAGCCGCAUUACACGAAGGCGCAGCUUUGGUACGAUUGGCACAACGUGGUGGAAGAAGACCAGCGAGAUUGAGGCCUGCCCGUCCAGAUCUCAAACGACCUAAUAAAACGGAUUUAGUAUAUCUUGAAGAUAGUCCUGAUUAUUGCGAAAAAAAUAUAACGCUCGGUAUUCCCGGGACAAGAGGAAGGAUAUGCAAUCGAACGUCUCUUGGAUUGGACGGAUGUCGAUUAUUAUGCUGCGGUCGGGGUUAUCAAACGAGAGUCCGAGAUGUGACAGAAAAAUGCAACUGUCGAUUUGUCUGGUGUUGUCACGUGAAGUGCGAGCUGUGUCGACACAAACGAGAGGAGCACGUGUGCAAUUAGGCGGUGAAGAAAACAAAAAAAAAAAAAGAAAAAGAAAAAAGAGCGAUAAAAUUACAUUCCGAUCGGCCUACCUACCGAAAGGUGCUUAAUGACCCCGCGUCGAGGUAACGUCUAUGAUCCCUCGAUACACGAUGGUCCAUUCUCAUGGCCGCGAUGGAAUCAAGGUAGAGACUGUACAUCUACCAUCUCUGUAUUUUUCUUUUUCUAAUUUUUUUUUUUUUUUUUGUAUUUUAUAUUUUCUCCGUUUAAGUUAACUUAUCGAAGCUAAUCUGGCUUCUGAUAUGGAAAAUAGUUGCGAGACGAGUAGAGAAAACCGCCGCGAGAGGCUACGAAGUGUGACACGUUUUCGUUAUUGUGCAUUUUGUACCUGACAGUCAGAGUGUCGUAAGUCCACCGCGUUUCAGCAAUCAUCGAUUUUGGGUGCAUACCGGAUGGUUAAAAGAAUAUAUCUAUAUGUAUUUUGGAAUUUACAGAACAAUAUCAUUGAUCACCUUUAAUAUCUCUUGUUAUUUUUGAUGAUAAAAAUAAAUAUAAAAUAUAUAAAAAAUUAAAUAAUCUUAAGAAUAAUCUCAUGAAACAAUAAAUAAUCUUAAUGUGUUUUGUAAUACAUUUUAUUUAACUUUAAAUAAUGUUAAAAGAAUUGAUAAUCUUGAUAAUAAUAAAUUUAAAACUAAUGAUUUUUCUCUAUGAUACAUUGUUAAUCACAUUUGAUGGAGAUAUUCAAGGUAAUAAUAAAAAAUGGAAUAUCCUAUAAAGUGAAAUCUCAAUUAAAAAAUUUUUGUCAGAAAACUGGAAUCGUCUCAGUAUUAGCAUUGCGACAGUAAGUACAAGAUAUUUGUAAAGAUGCAUUAACGUGGCUUAUUAUACUAGUCUGGCUCUCGGGUGCAUCAUUAUUUAUGUAAAUGUUAAUAUAUUGAGAAUAAAAUAUGGAAAUCACUUCAAUUUCAAAGAAUAUUUAAAAAUGUUAUGGGAAUUGGCUUCGAUCAUAUAGGAUCCAGGCAAACAUGUGAAAUGAGCAUAGGAUAAAAUAAGAAAAAAAAAACGAAAAACAAAAUUUUUUUAAAGUUUCAUUUUUGAAAAAAAUUUGAAAAUUUUUCGAGCACAAAUAAUAUUGAUUAAUUUCUAGAUUGAAUGAAUUAUUAAUAGAAAAUUAUUCUACAUAUAAAAAAAAGCAAAAAAUAAAGAAUUAAUUUUAUUUAUUUCAUUUAAUUUUUAGAAAAAAGUAAAUUUUAGAAUUAAUUUGAUUUUAUUUUUUUUCUUCUUAUUUUUUUCAUAAAGAAUAUUCUAUCUGCUUAUACAUGUCUGCUUAUUCAGCUGGAUUCUGUAUAAAGACAUAAUGUUAAAUACAUAAUAGUAUUCCUAUUGUACUACCAUUUACAUAAUCGAUAUUAAAUCUUUCGGACAAAAAUCUUUUUUUUUUCAAUCAAUUUUUUAUUUGAAAACAAUUAAAAGUAUUCGCGACACGCUGAUCUCAUGCUGAAACUCAAUAUGUUGAUAAUUUACAGUUUUUAUUGAUAUGAGAGAGAGAAAGAGAGAAUGAAAGAGUGAAAGAAUGAUGAUAGUAUGAAGCAUGCAUGUGUUGCGCGUGAAUAAGAUAAUGUUGAAUAAGCGAGCCUCUGAGCACGAAAAUGAAAUAGAGUAAUAUAGACGAGAUAUGAGGCCAUAUUCAACAACCAUUCUUCUUUUUCUAUUUCUUUUUUUUCUAUUUCCUUUCUUUAUAUUUUUUCUUUUCUUUUAUUUUUUUGUUUGUGCUCAUAUAUUUGCGUAUGCCAUGAGAGUCUUAUUUAUAUUCGAAGUAAAGACCUUCACAAUGUGUAGGUAUCUCAUUGUAUACCAAUGCUCUCUAGUAUGUAGAACCACCUUGUCUUCACUUAAAUAUGAAGUGAACUAUAAUGAGCGGUAAAAAUAUACUUAUACUUUUUGCAGAUGUAAAAACAAAAUGCUAUAAAUAGUUAAGCUGAAGUUUUUAAAAUAUUGUUCUGAUUAUGAAAAAUUUAAUAAUAUUAAUUAUAUUAUACAAUUAACAAUAAGAUGCAUAAUAUUGAAAAUAUUUACGAUAACAUAAAAUUUAUUAAAAUUAAAAAUUUUAAAACAUAAUUUUCAAUAUUUAACAAUUUUUGAUUUUGAUACAUCAAUGUUAUGUUGUAGAAUUUAAAGUAAUAAUAAAUUUCAUGUUUUAAUAAAAACAAAUUUUAAAAGAUUAAAAGAUACUGUUUAAUAAUAAGAGGUAAUUUAAUAAGAAGAAGUUUAUUUUAUAACGACUUGCAGCUUAUUAUUUAUUCAGAUUGUAUAACUUGGGAUCAUAUUUCAAAAGUUUCAGCAUAACUCAUAUGAUCUGUGCACAUUAUGCUUCAUAUUUGCAAGCGUCUAAAUACUUUCUUAACUCAAUAUACACGAUUUGCGAUAUGUCAACUGUGUAUAAUACGAGUUAUAAGAAAUGAGGUGGACUACAAAAGUGAGAUCGGAGAGAAAUGUAGCAAGAAAAAAUAGGCCGCUUUAGUGAUACAUAUCCGCUUUUGACAGUUCGCCUCGAGUCGCUCGACUCGAAAACAAUUGACUGUACAUACUAUCUUCUUACUGUUUUGUAGAUUUUACAAUCGUAACUGCCGCACUGUAUAUAGAUAAACAUAUAUACACAAGAGCAUACGUAUAAUUAGUGGAAGAUUAUAAAUUAAAACAACAAAAUGUUAAAAAUUAAGUUGACAUCAAAUAUAAGCGAAAUUCUAUAAUUUCUUAUUUUCUCCAAUAUAUUUAUCUCUUAAAGUAUGUAAACUUUAAUAUCUGAUAAAGUUUAAUAAUAUUAUUAUUAUUAUUGCUUUCGCUAAUUGUAUGUAUACAUAUAUAUAUAUAUUUAUAUAACAUUUUUGAAAAUUUGAUUCUAGAGAUCAAACAAAUACAAAAAUUUUGAUUGAGAUUUAUUUAUUAAAUUAUAAACGAUUUGAAUUUGCGUUAGAAAUGAGACGGAACUAGAGUGAGAUAGUUUAUUUUCAUAUUUCAUAUCUCAUUCUAACUUCAUCUAAUACAAAUUUUAAUUACUUAUAACUGAAUAAAUAAAUCAAUCAAUAUUUUUAUAUCAAUUUUUUUGUUUGUGUUGAUUUCUACAAAUGACUCUUCAAAGGUGUUCCAUGAAUACAUUAAUUUGUAUUUAAAACACCUAUAUUUAAAUAUGUUAAUUAGGUUCAUUGAAAAUUGCAUUAAAUAGGAGAAGAAGAUAAAACUGGAAUUUUUAAAAAAGAGUGAUUGCUCUUGUGUUUUCUAUGAUCUGUCAUUUUCUUCUUACUUUUUUUUUUUAUUCUUUAUUUUAUUUCUUUAUUUUUUAUUCAUCAUCAAUAUUCAUUGGUAUCUUUUAUUAUAUUUUUUAGGAAAUAACAAUUUUGUAAUAUCUCAUUGCGCGAAGUGGAAGAUGCCUUUUCGUCGCAUUUCAGCUACGCUGAUCUAGAUAGAUCACAGUCUAGUCAAUUACGAAGUCCGAAUUGAUCAUAUAUCACGAUCUCUCAAUUAUAAUUGCUCGAUAAUUUUUCGCUUUUACAAGGCAAUUCUUUUUUUUUUUUAUUCUCUUCUGCUAUUUUUUUAUAUCAAGAAAAUAUUCUUUAUAUCGAAGAAUAUAUACAUAUACAUAUUAUACAUACAUAUAUACAGAUUUUUACUUCAUAUUUUUCUUUUUUAUAAAGAUUAUGAAUUUUUUUUAGAACAAAGAUCAGUUUAUUCUAUAUUUUAUAUAUAAUAUAUAUAAGUACUAAUAUAUAUAAAUAUAAUAUAUAUAAGUACUUAUGUAAUAAUUGUUUUCUUUUUUUUAUUAAUUGAGAUAAUGCAAAAUUAAUAUGAAACUAUUAUGAAUUAACGACGACGAUAUGCAAAUAUACAAAAUGUUUCAUUUAAAUUAAAUCUUUCAAUUAAAAUAUUUAAAUAUUUUAAAAAUUUAAUAAUUUCAUAUUUUAAAUAAAAUAAUCAAUUUAUAAAAUUUCUUGUUUUUUGAUUUAUUUUUAAAGAAUUAUAUAAUAUAAUAUCGAUUAUAUCGAAAUAAUUGGUAGACAAAUCCAUUCAUAAAUAAACAAUUUUCAAAUAUGAAUAUUUAAUUAAAAUAAUACAUUACAAAAAAUUAAUCAAUCAUUUUUAAAUACUCAAGAAAUACAAACAUUGCUAUAUAUGCCAAUAUAUAGCAAUAUUAUAUAUAUUAUAUAUAAAUUAUUAUAUAAACAUAUACUUAUAUACACAUAUAUGUAUUCUUUUUUCAUUAUAAAAAACAUGAUGAAAAAACGCUUGAUAUUAAUCUAUUUGAUUGAAAUCUAAAAAAAUAAAUUUGAAAACAUAACUUUAGUAUUGAAUUUUAUAGAAUGAAACAAUUUGUAUAUUCGUCACAUAAAUAAAUCAUUCUUUGUUCAAAUGGCAUAAAUAAAACAAUUGAUUUAAUUAGAAGAACAUGGCCUUAAAAGAGAGAGCGAGCGAGCGAGCGAGCGAGAAAGAGAGGGAGAGAGAAAAUCGUAUGAAUUAUAGGUACCGAUUCGUCCGUACUUUUAUAAAGAUUUAAGCGAUAAACGCACACGAGCGAGCACUCGUGCAACGAAACAACAUACAGAGCGCAGUAUUGAUAAAUUGUAAUUUAUUUUUCUCUCCUCGUCAACGAUAAUAUGCUACUAUCGUACUUUCUAGCUUUUUCCAAUCAAUCAUCAAUCAUUCUUAUCAAUCAAAUAUUCUCAUAAUAGUUACAUCUCUUCAUUAGCAAUGAGAUAAACCCUAGCUCGUACCAUUUGUAUUUGUAUGUACCUGUACUCUACGUGCAUUUAUAUAAAUACAUAUGCGAAAAAUGAUCGUAA